CUCCUGUCCCCACCUCAGUGUCUCCCCAGGACCCGCCUUCCCCUUAGCCCUCCUCCCCUCGCUCUUCCUUGCUCUGGCCACUGGCACCGCCACGGAGGGGGCUCCAUACCCCGCCCUCGGAGAUCCCGAUGCCCUUGAGGUCCAGAAGCUCUUGAGCAAAUAUUUGGCGGUGCCUGGAGCUGAGACUGGCAGGGGUGGUGGGGGCUGGACAGAGACUGUGGCUAGGCAGCAGGCUGCUUAGCUAGGCUGAGCUCUCCAAAGCGCUGCUGCCGCCACCACCAGCCGCCGCCGCCACCACCACCGGCCGCCGCCACCGCAGUCCGCUGCUCCUCUCCUGCAGUAUGACUCAGCCAGAGCCGGAGAGCUUGGGCCCUGCAGCCCCCGGGUUCCCUGAGCAGGAGGAAGAUGAACUUCACCGCACUCUGGGCGUGGAGCGGUUUGAGGAGAUCCUACAAGAGGCUGGGUCCCGAGGAGGAGAGGAGCCAGGCCGCAGCUAUGGGGAGGAAGACUUUGAAUACCACCGCCAGUCCUCCCACCACAUCCAUCACCCACUGUCCACCCACCUUCCUCCGGACACCCGGCGCCGCAAGACACCCCAGGGCCCGGGACGGAAGCCUCGCCGGCGCCCUGGAGCCUCCCCCACCGGGGAGACCCCCACCAUUGAGGAGGGGGAGGAAGAUGAGGACGAGGCCAGUGGGGCCGAGGGGGCCCGGGCACUCACCCAGCCAUCCCCUGCCUCCACACCCUCUUCGGUGCAAUUCUUUCUCCAGGAGGACGAAGGUGCUGACCGGAAGGCAGAAAGGACCAGUCCGUCUCCUCCCCCACCGCUGCCCCACCAGGAGGCGGCUCCCCGGGCCAGCAAAGGGGCCCAGACUGGAGCCCCGGUGGAGGAGGUGGUGGCUGUGGCGAGCGGCGCGGCAGGAGGUGAUGACGGGGGAGCUUCGGCGCGUCCCCUGACCAAGGCACAGCCGGGGCACCGAAGCUACAACCUGCAGGAGAGGAGGCGCAUUGGGAGCAUGACGGGGGCUGAGCAGGCGCUGCUGCCCCGAGUCCCCACAGACGAGAGUGAGGCCCAGACGCUGGCCACCGCCGACCUAGACCUCAUGAAAAGUCACCGGUUUGAGGACGUUCCUGGAGUGCGGCGGCACUUGGUGCGGAAGAAUGCCAAAGGGUCUGGGCAGGGUGGCCGGGAAGGGCGAGAGCCUGGCCCCACGCCUCGGACACGACCCCGGGCCCCCCACAAGCCCCACGAGGUAUUUGUGGAACUGAAUGAGUUGCUGCUGGACAAAAACCAGGAGCCUCAGUGGCGGGAAACAGCACGCUGGAUCAAAUUUGAGGAGGAUGUGGAGGAGGAGACAGAGCGCUGGGGGAAGCCGCAUGUGGCCUCCCUCUCCUUCCGCAGCCUCCUGGAGCUCCGCCGGACCCUGGCCCAUGGGGCUGUGCUUUUGGACCUGGACCAGCAGACCCUGCCCGGGGUGGCCCACCAGGUGGUGGAGCAGAUGGUCAUCUCCGAUCAGAUCAAGGCUGAGGACAGAGCCAAUGUGCUGCGGGCCCUGCUACUGAAACACAGCCACCCGAGUGAUGAGAAGGACUUCUCCUUCCCUCGAAACAUCUCAGCCGGCUCCCUUGGCUCCCUGCUGGGGCAUCACCAUGGCCCGGGGGCUGAGAGUGAUCCCCAUGUCACUGAGCCUCUCAUCGGAGGUGUUCCUGAGACGCGGCUAGAGGUGGAGCGAGAGCGAGAACUGCCACCUCCAGCCCCAGCAGCCGGCAUCACUCGCUCCAAGUCCAAGCACGAACUGAAGCUCCUAGAGAAGAUCCCUGAGAACGCCGAGGCCACAGUGGUCCUUGUGGGCUGCGUGGAGUUCCUGUCCCGCCCCACCAUGGCCUUUGUACGGCUCCGAGAGGCGGUGGAGCUGGACGCGGUGCUGGAGGUGCCCGUGCCCGUGCGCUUCCUCUUCCUGCUUCUGGGCCCGAGCAGCGCCAACAUGGACUACCACGAGAUCGGCCGCUCCAUCUCCACCCUCAUGUCUGACAAGCAAUUCCACGAGGCAGCCUACCUGGCCGACGAGCGGGAGGACCUGCUGACCGCCAUCAACGCCUUCCUGGACUGCAGCGUGGUGCUGCCGCCCUCGGAAGUGCAGGGCGAGGAACUGCUGCGCUCCGUUGCUCACUUCCAACGCCAGAUGCUCAAGAAACGGGAGGAGCAGGGCCGCCUGUUGCCCCCUGGGGCUGGGCUGGAGCCCAAGUCAGCACAAGAGAAGGCGCUCCUGCAGAUGGUAGAGGUGGCAGGUGCAGUCGAAGACGAUCCCCUCCGACGGACGGGCCGGCCCUUUGGGGGCCUGAUCCGAGAUGUGCGGCGCCGCUACCCCCACUACCUGAGUGACUUCCGAGACGCACUCGACCCCCAGUGCCUGGCUGCAGUCAUCUUCAUCUACUUCGCCGCCCUGUCUCCGGCCAUCACCUUCGGGGGACUGCUGGGAGAGAAGACUCAGGACCUGAUUGGGGUGUCGGAGCUGAUCAUGUCCACGGCGCUCCAGGGUGUGGUCUUCUGCCUGCUGGGGGCCCAGCCGCUGCUGGUGAUCGGCUUCUCCGGGCCCCUGCUGGUCUUUGAGGAGGCCUUCUUCUCGUUCUGCAGCAGCAACAACCUAGAGUACCUGGUGGGCCGCGUGUGGAUCGGCUUCUGGCUGGUGCUCCUGGCCCUGCUCAUGGUGGCCCUGGAGGGGAGCUUCCUGGUGCGCUUUGUCUCCCGUUUCACCCAGGAGAUCUUUGCAUUCCUCAUCUCCCUCAUCUUCAUCUAUGAGACAUUCUACAAGCUGGUUAAGAUCUUCCAGGAACAUCCGCUCCACGGCUGUUCGGUCUCCAACAGCUCUGAGGCGGACAGCGGCGAGAACAGCACAUGGCAUGGGGCAGGAUCCACGCUGGGGCCGGGGAAUGGGAGCUCCCCGGGGCCAGCUGGGCAGGGGAGGCCCCGGGGCCAGCCCAACACUGCCCUGCUGUCACUGGUGCUCAUGGCUGGCACCUUCUUUAUCGCUUUCUUCCUGCGCAAGUUCAAGAAUAGCCGGUUCUUCCCUGGCCGGGUGCGGCGGGUGAUUGGGGACUUCGGGGUGCCCAUCGCGAUCCUCAUCAUGGUGCUUGUGGAUUAUAGUAUUGAGGACACCUAUACGCAGAAGCUGAGCGUGCCCAGUGGAGUCUCCGUGACAGCCCCAGAAAAGCGGGGCUGGGUCAUCAACCCUCUGGGGGAGAACAGCUCCUUCCCCGUGUGGAUGAUGGUUGCCAGCCUGCUGCCUGCCAUCCUGGUUUUCAUCCUGAUUUUCAUGGAGACGCAGAUCACCACGCUGAUCAUCUCCAAGAAGGAGCGCAUGCUGCAGAAGGGUUCCGGCUUCCAUCUGGACCUGCUGCUCAUUGUGGCCAUGGGCGGCAUCUGUGCCCUCUUUGGCCUGCCCUGGCUGGCUGCUGCCACUGUGCGCUCCGUCACUCAUGCCAACGCGCUCACCGUCAUGAGCAAGGCUGUGGCGCCCGGGGACAAGCCCAAGAUCCAGGAGGUCAAGGAGCAGCGUGUAACGGGCCUGCUGGUUGCUCUGCUUGUAGGUCUCUCCUUGGUUAUCGGGGAUCUGCUCCGGCAGAUACCCCUGGCUGUGCUCUUUGGAAUUUUUCUGUAUAUGGGAGUUACCUCCCUUAACGGGAUCCAGUUCUACGAGCGGCUGCAUCUGCUGCUCAUGCCCCCCAAACACCACCCAGACGUGACCUACGUCAAGAAGGUAAGACCCCACUUGGAAGAGCCCCAUGCCUCUGCCCCAUCCUGGUCUGCGGGGGUCACUCUCCAGUCCCCCAGCUGCCCCGUGUUCAGCCGCUGUUUAGUCUGUGCGGACCUGGCUCUGGUAAGCACCCAAAAAGGCACUGCCGCCCCCAUCCCCGUGGAGGGAGAAAGGGUCAUCCAUCUUCUGGAGGUGGCAGGCCCAGAUGGCCCUGCAAGGGACCAGGGCCCUCCAAUGCUGGGGAGAAGCCUUGGCUCACCUGUCUUAUAUGCCACCCACCCCCAGGUUCGGACCCUGCGAAUGCACCUGUUCACAGCCCUGCAGCUGCUCUGCUUGGCCCUGCUCUGGGCUGUCAUGUCCACAGCUGCCUCCCUGGCCUUCCCCUUCAUCCUCAUCCUCACGGUGCCCCUCCGCAUGGUGGUGCUCACCCGCAUCUUCACCGAGCGAGAGAUGAAAUGCCUGGAUGCUAAUGAGGCGGAGCCCGUUUUCGAUGAACGGGAGGGCGUGGACGAGUACAACGAGAUGCCCAUGCCUGUGUAGCGGCUGCCUGGACCGACAGCCAAGGGACGGAUGGACGGAGGGAGCAGGGGCUGGGGGGUGCUCUCUCCAUCCCCUCCCUCGUUUUUAUUUAAGUGAAUAAUUUAAAGUCCCCAUACCAUGCCCACUCCCCCACCAGUAAAGUGCUUCGGCCCCCA
Messenger RNA from Callorhinus ursinus (northern fur seal), 4450 nucleotides. Lineage: Eukaryota; Metazoa; Chordata; Mammalia; Carnivora; Otariidae. The record is from RefSeq and is a predicted model, not a curated record.